CGGAGGUCACGCUGUGGGGUCGCUGACAGAGGAAGUAGUUCUGAACCUUCAUGGACAAGAAUGGAACACGGCAGCCUGUGUAUACUAUGUUAUCGCGAUAGAAAUCAAUCUAGACGCCUUUAGCUCAAUACUACUGUCAAGGAUGGCUGCGGAUGAGGCCUUAAAAUGUGAGUGACUGCUGCUGUAUACUGCUGAGUGCCGACACAAGGAAUACACACCAGACAGAAUGUUGGUAUAAUAUCUCCUUGUUAGCAUACUGGCCAAGGAGCUGCCCCAAGGAGUUCUGUUUAUUACAUGGAAGUGGAUUCGUUUUUACAUUUGACAAAAAGGGGAGGUGGUGUGAUGAUGUGAUAGCCCUGACCAGAAAAGGACAGACAUUCCUAGUUGAUAGCAUGGUAACAGGGACGGAAUGCUGUAUGAAGCUGCUGGUGGCAUUGGUGAUAGUUUCAUUGGCUUUCAUAUUAUCUUUAAUGAUUAAUAUUGUCCACUGUGUCAAAAAACACAGAAAAGGAAAAGUGGUGAAAUAUUGCAGCCAGGCCACCAUAAGUUAUGACCAGCAGUAUAUUGAAAAUAACCCAAUUUAUGGUAACCUAGCUCUGCCAUUUCUUGACUAUGAUAAUGAUGAAUGCUGUUAUGAAUCCAUGGCGACUCCUCAUGAAAGAAACAUGGAAGAAAAUCAGCAGGUGGAUCCAGAAGAACUGAUGUGCUAUGCGGAUCUUGAUCUCAGUCCAAAGAGACCUGGUAAAAAUCGUAAGAAAAAAGCGAAAAUAAAGAGUAAACAACGUCUUGAGGAGUUGGACAGAACGAAUGCUAGUAUCAUAUCUAGAUCCAGUAUUUACCUGAACAGUGAACAGCUUACAGCUGAAUUAAGAGCCCAUGAUGAACUGAUUCAUGAUGACCCAGUGAGGAUUUACCAUUUGAUGAAGAAGACAAGAAAUAAUCUCCAAAAUGAAGAAGAAAAUUAAACAAAUUGGUCAUUGAUCAAUAGACAAAAAUAUAAUUUCCGGAGCUUCAUGCAGCAUCCUGUACAUAGAAUACAAGGAUUAAGGGUGGUGUUUUCACCCAUGAUGAUAUGAAUAGUGAAACCAGAGUGAAAUGAAGGAGGGUUUCUUGCAUUUGGGUGGACCACAUUUGUAAAAAUAUAGUAUUAUUGAUAAUAAAAACUGUAGGCAUUUAUUAUUUACUAUAUAUGUUUUAUAUAACCAAAGUAGCUAUUAACUGCAGAUUACAGCAUCGGUAGUGCAAGAAUGUAGCUUUAGGGCCCUCUCCUGGCCUUGUUAAACAUUGCUGCAUUUGGUUUUAAUCCAGCAGACACUUAAGAAUGUUAAAAAGAAUGCAUUUAUCUGACCACAGGCAUCAUGAACAGUUGUUAAUAAAACUUGUAUAGCUUGUCACGUUAGAUGAUACAUAUAGAAUAGGCAAGCAACCAAUAUACUGUACAGUAUAGAUGUCACAUUUGUCCCAUAACACAGAAUUGGUACUUUUAUGUUAACAGUGGCCAAAGAAGAGCAACAAAAAGUGAUACUUGAUGGCGACCACAACUAUGCAUAGCGCACAUUUCUUAUUCUUCUAAAUUAACGUAGAGCCAACAUGAGAACAUUUUGAGGAAAACAAAGAAUGACCACAAGAAACAAAGAAAGAAUGGGAAAACUACAGUAGCCAGGCAUUUUUUACGAGUAAUGCACAUGUGUGCUUACUGUAGUAAUGAUGGUCAAUAUUCGAACAAGUGCAAGGUGAGAGUAUAAAAGAAAGAAUGACAUUUUAAACAGAAACAAGUAUAGCGGAUAUGGCUAUUAGAUACAUUAAGCCCUAAAAGGCUAAAUACAGAAUGUUGGUUUAAAGAAAAAUGGUCACCUGUCCACCCACACUAAACCCAAUACACAAGGUUAUAGUGCGGGUGAACAGGCGACGACGCGGGCUCUCUGACUAAUAUACA
Messenger RNA from Hyla sarda, 1936 nucleotides. RefSeq names its product T-cell receptor-associated transmembrane adapter 1. NCBI's taxonomy places the organism in Eukaryota, Metazoa, Chordata, Amphibia, Anura, Hylidae. Gene Ontology annotation, biological process: negative regulation of receptor recycling; positive regulation of T cell receptor signaling pathway. Bases 393 to 965 code for a protein of 190 amino acids. The record is from RefSeq and is a predicted model, not a curated record. Gene Ontology annotation, cellular component: T cell receptor complex. The transcript is spliced from 8 exons.